AUGUGGGCGGGACAUCGGUGCCCAACAUUUUCUCUGCUCCAUGUCUUCUCCAAGUUACAGUGGAGUCAGAGGGAAGAAAUGGAGUCUCAGGAGCACUGGAUGAUCCACCUGCAGAGGGUCUACUAUCCUACUCUCGCAGCCAUCGGAAUCCCUUCAAACAUUAUGUCUUUCGUGAUUUUCUGGAGACGUAAAUGUAUGCUCUCCAAAUCGAGCACCUUCUACCUGAUAGCCAUCUCUAUAGCUGACACAGCUGUCCUGCUGUUCAUCGUAGUGUUGGAGCUCUCUAUUAAAUACCUCACAGUGGAGCCCUUUUGGUCUCAGGAACCAUGGUGCAGCCUAAGGGACAUCUUCACCUAUGGCGCCUCCAACACUUCUACGUGGCUGGUAGUGGCCUUUACUGCAGAGCGUUUCCUCUCUAUUACUACCUACAGUCUCAGGAAGCAGUUCGGCAUACCUCAUGGUACACUAUGGACCAUCUGUAUUAUCUUUGCCCUUGGUCACUUGUUGGCGUUGCCCUAUUACUGGGCCUAUAUAUCAACAUACAGGCAGGAUCUGCAGCGCUGGUUUUGUAUAUAUAAUCCCAAUGCCACCACUCACUACACACUUGCCAUGGUGAGCAUGCAGACUAUCGUCUCACACAUUUUGCCAUUUGUCAUUAUCGGGGUUUUAAACGGCCUGACGCUGCGCCAGAUCUCCCUCACUAACCGAGUGCACACAAUAUGCACAUCGGGCCAAAAAGUGACGCCACUGCUACGUUCACGGAAGAGGAAAUCCGUGGUGCUUUUGGUGACCGUCUCCAUGACUUUCGUGUUGCUGACCAUCACACGCUGUAUCACUCAGAUCAUCCUGCGCACCAAUGGCUGGACGUUGGAUCGCGAUGACUACAGCCUGAGUAUAAACGUUGCGGCAAAUCUUGGCACCAUGUUUAGCCUCAGCAACGCUGCCAUUAACAUGUACUUGUAUGCGUGCACACAGACCAAAUUCAGACAGGAAGUUAUAACCUGUGUCAAAUAUAUUCUGUGGAGAUUUCGCUUGAUCACAAAUGAUCCAUCAGGAAACAUAUGAGGCACUAUUUGGAAAGUUGAUGGCGUAGAAACACUUAUUUUAUUAUUGAAGUCCAACUCUCUGAUAAAAAAUACAAACAUACAGGCUCUAAGGGUUUACUUGGA
Molecule: messenger RNA, 1169 nt
Organism: Silurus meridionalis
Lineage: Eukaryota; Metazoa; Chordata; Actinopteri; Siluriformes; Siluridae
Product: probable G-protein coupled receptor 139
Exons: 2
Coding region: 1-1065 (354 amino acids)
Biological process (GO): G protein-coupled receptor signaling pathway
Cellular component (GO): membrane
Molecular function (GO): G protein-coupled receptor activity
Source: RefSeq, a predicted model, not a curated record